CCUGGUAUUUUUAGAUUUAGAUAACAUUAGUUUAGAAGUGCUUACUGCGCAUCUAUUUACCUUGUUUUCUGAUAAUGGGCAUCGCUUUGGUUUCAUGUUGCUUGAUCUCUGCUUUUUACGCUGUCUGAUUUCUAAGCUUCUCUACGAAUCAUGAAUGGAUGCACUAUAUCGCUGGAGCUCGAAUUUGUUUCCUAAAUCUUAGAAAUCUAAAUCGUUGGUCUGAAAUUUAGAAAAUAUUUCAGGUAUCCUAAAGUCUUAAGAACUUUGUUACUUUCCUUAGCUAAUUAGCUUGACUUCAAGAAAAUGCCGGUGUUCUCGAAAUUCGUGCGUGUAAACAGCGACUUCAAACGGAGCGACGUGCUGGAUGCGUUCAAAUUAAGGCAACGCACUAUCUUUAGAUGUCUAUGAUGCCUGCCUGUUAUGAUUAUAACAGCAGGAGUAUACGAAGAAAAACCUUCUAAUCAAAGAAAUUGGCAAUACGGUCAAAGUCUGCCAGCACAUGGUCAACGACAAGCAACCGACUUCGUCCUUAAGAAUUUGGUUUAGUUCAAGUGCAUGCUUUAGGUACUCGCAUUCUUGAAGAGAGAGCUCAUAGUUGAGCUUUCUCAUUUAGCGAAAAAGGAGCAACUAUUCUGAUCAGACGCUUACCUAUACCAACGGUCCUGCUGUAAGUGUCUGUCUCAGACACCACGACUGGCUCCUAUCUAAUGCUGAAGCUGGGGCUGAUGGGCGGCAUUGAAUUAUGGCACAAACAUUCGAAAACUGAUUCCAUUUUGAUCCCACACUAGUAGUGGUCUCAGCUCUGCGUCGCAUCUAGUCUUUCUUGGUUUCAAAGUAGAAACGUUGAUCGUCAUCAUCACCAUUAUCAUACUCACCAUGGAAAUCGGCAAGCUUCCUCUAAUCUGCAAGAUCGAAAAGACUCUGAGCAUUGUCAAGCUGGCGAUGGAUGAUUAUGGCGCGAAGAUGAUGUAGCUUGAGGUUUCGAGGAGUGCAGACCCUCUCAGAAGAAGUGCUCUUGCUAACUGUAGUCUAGGAGGCAUUGCUAAGAGGGUCACAGGUUUAGGGUCCAAACUUCUAAGACACCGUCACCCAGGUACGCGAAGCCGUUCAUUAUACUUGGCGGGCACCGUAUGGUACAGGUACGUAGUAAAUGCUUCCAACAGGAGUCAGGAGUAAUGUCUGAUCUUGUUUUUAGAACAUUUAGAUUUUUUAGUUUCAGACUAUAAUUGAGAUAUCGGUGCGUUUCUGCGCCGUUUUAGAAUAAACGAAACUGAUAAUGCAUGAAGUCAUUUAUUUUUCAAAGCUUGGGACUUUUAAUAAGAGCUAGACUAGAAAAAGACGCUGUUAUGUAUCUCGUAAUGAUUUUGAUCGUCGUCAAAUUAUCUUCUUACCAGGUAGAGUGGGAAGCCAUGGGCCGCCGCAGCCGUUUGUCCCCGGCACGUGGAUCUCCGCGCGUAGGUGCUGCAACCGCUGCCCCAGUCGCCGCCGCCAAGGCCAACCCGCCUCCACCGCCUCCGGCUGGAAGCAACAACAACAACAACAUUCUUGGCAAUGUGCUCGGUCCAGCCGCGAACAAUGGAAAUGACCCUGGUGCUGGUGCAGGCAAUAACAAUGAGGUCGUGUUCGCUUCCGGUAAGGGUAAUAACAAUGGAAAAGGAAACGCGCCAGGUGGAGACUCCUUGUCUGGCAGCACAGUAAUAUUCAUAUUUAGAUUGUAUGCUUCACUUCACAAUCUUCCUGAUAUAAUCAUUAUCAGCAACCGUUUUCGAUUUUUAGAAAGAACUUGACAGUUGUUGCAACUUGACAACCAUCACUGUAAAGAUACUCUCCUACCCUGAUCUUUCCAUUUUACUUCUCACAGGUCAUCAUGGUGAACAACAUCCCAAUCUGGCAAAUGCCGGGUGCGCAAGCGCAAGGGCAAGCGGAAGAUUUGAAAGAGAGCAAAGAUGGUCUGGCUUCUACUGUGGUACUAAAUUUACUUCAUGGCUUAUCAUGACUGGCAUUCUUAUCACAGCCUUCUUGUUCUUCCCCUAAUAGAGCUUUAGAAGUCUUCUUCUUAUACCGUAUAGCGUGGAGUUUUAGAAGACGCACCAAGUAGCCUUAAACUCAUUACAACUGACGAAACGUCCCUGAACAUUCUUUACCAGGUUCCGGAGCAGCGUCAGCCGGCCGCGCCACGCAGUUCUUCUGUUUCGACAACUGGAUUAGAAUCUUCCAUGAUGUUGUCCCUGGACUCUUUCUUUGGUGCCUCCUCUGCUGAGGAACCAGCUCCCAAGCGCCAGUGCGGAGAACAACGCGGCCUGACGGUACUACAACUAAUAUGGUCUUCCGAUACACCGAAGCACAGAGUGCUAUGGUGGUUUGGUUAAUACUCUGCGACCUAUUUUACUCAAAUACUACUCCCUCACAGUGAAGAUAAAGAUUGAAGAUACUUUUAGACUCGUUAACUUAUUAUCAAAUUCGUUCACUAAUGGCUAACGUAACUGCAACACAGGAUGAAUCCCAGACCGGAACCGACAACAACAAGAAGGACAAGGAGGACCGCUUUACCAUCUAAAGAAUCCAAAGAUUCUUCAGCGAAGCAGAUGAUGGUAGCGAUGGGGAAGAUAGCGGAUGGGAUUUUUCGUAUGUACAAAUACACGCUGUAGGCAGACGUCAAUGUGAUGCAUCAGUAUCUUACUUUACAGGAGCGAAGUUUUACGUCAUUGGUGACUUCAGUCACGAUUUUCCUUACUGUAGUAUUGUUCUUGAAAACUGGAAGGUUCUCUUGAAUCUAUGGAGAUCAGAGUACAAGAUGUCAACAUGCAUCAAUCACAACAAAGGUAUCAAGCACACGCUGAUCUUGUCCAGAACUGAUAUAUUGCACUUGUGGAAGCUCGUUCGUGGGCUGUCCCCAGAGCAGGCCACUUCACGCGAAAGAGGCGAGGCGAAGAAGUGUUCGUGAGGAUCUUUGUUCUUGGGAAAGUCGUGUCUCUUUCACAUCAUUGAAGUUUUGACUUAUUUUUGCAUCAUUUAGAAUUUUUAGAAAAAUUUUUACUAUUAGUUUCAGGGUUGAUUUUUAUCAUUUUUGUUUGAAGAUGGAGAGAGAGCACAAGUAUUCAGAUGCAUUUUUAUGUCUUGUUUUGAAUGUGGAGCGAGAUCGUCUUUCAUAUUAUCACUCAAGAUUUUUGUUCUGAGAAGUAUUGUUUUGUAAGUUCUUUCAAGGUCUGCUAGAAGAUAUUAUGUUUUAUUUUUCUUGUUUUCAAAUAGAGUCUGUACUUGAUUAUUAAGAGAUUUCCGCUUUGAAGAUCUACAGAGUUUAGAGGUCUACGAGUAUGGUUGUGACGCUUUCUUUUGUUUCCUACGUGCACACUCAUCUAGUACUUAGACUUCUUUGAAUUGAGGACGUAGAGACAGCUAUUAGCUGCGCUUAUACCUCUCAAAAAAACCGGAUGUUGUAAAUCUAUCAUAAUGAUGAAGCAUUUUUUUGCUGGAGUUUAUUCUCCUUGCACCUGCUGAGAAUACAACUCAGAAGAAGGAAGUCACUUGCUGGGCAAUAAACACAGGAGCGAGCAAGAACUAGACA
Molecule: messenger RNA, 3565 nt
Organism: Amoebophrya sp. A25
Lineage: Eukaryota; Dinophyceae; Syndiniales; Amoebophryaceae
Source: the annotation of a GenBank genome assembly